Molecule: messenger RNA, 1691 nt
Organism: Morone saxatilis (striped sea-bass)
Lineage: Eukaryota; Metazoa; Chordata; Actinopteri; Moronidae
Gene: phb1
Product: prohibitin
Exons: 7
Coding region: 104-919 (271 amino acids)
Biological process (GO): mitochondrion organization
Cellular component (GO): mitochondrion; membrane
Source: RefSeq, a predicted model, not a curated record
AGAUGCUACGCUGCUACGUGCGCUGCGCAUGCGCCGUUGAGCAGAUAGUUCAUGUGUUGCACGUCGUGUCCGGUGGAGGUCACAGACAUCUGAGGUUGCUGUCAUGGCCAAGCUGUUUGAGUCUAUUGGGAAGUUGGGGCUGGCUCUCGCCAUUGGUGGAGGUGUGGUGAACUCUGCACUCUUCAAUGUUGAUGCGGGGCACCGGGCUGUGAUAUUUGACCGGUUCAGAGGAGUGCAAGAUGUUGUUGUUGGUGAAGGGACCCACUUCCUCAUUCCCUGGGUUCAGAAACCUAUCAUCUUUGAUUGCCGCUCCCGUCCACGCAACGUGCCUGUCAUCACAGGCAGCAAAGAUCUGCAGAAUGUAAACAUCACACUGCGUAUCCUCUUCCGGCCGGUGACCGGACAGCUGCCGCGCAUCUUCACCAGUAUCGGUGAAGACUAUGACGAGAGGGUGCUGCCAUCCAUCACCACAGAGGUCUUAAAGGCUGUAGUAGCUCGGUUUGACGCUGGUGAGCUCAUCACCCAGAGAGAGCUUGUGUCUCGGCAAGUUAGUGAGGACCUUACAGAAAGAGCCAACACCUUCGGCCUCAUCUUGGAUGACGUUUCACUGACACACUUGACCUUUGGCAAGGAAUUCACAGAGGCUGUUGAGAUGAAGCAGGUGGCCCAGCAGGAAGCUGAAAGGGCCCGAUUUGUUGUAGAAAAGGCAGAGCAACAGAAGCAGGCGGCAAUCAUCUCCGCAGAGGGAGAUUCCCAGGCUGCCUUGCUCAUCGCCAACUCCCUAAUGGAGGCUGGUGAUGGUCUGGUAGAGCUACGUAAGCUGGAGGCAGCAGAGGACAUCGCCUUACUGCUCUCCCGCUCCCGCAACGUCACUUAUCUGCCCUCGGGACAGGGCACAUUGCUCCAGCUGCCCCAGUGAUAACAUCUCACAUCAUGUCUACCCCACUCUUACUGUCAUCAGCUGUUUGAAGGGCCAUAGAAGGGGUGGUUGGAGGAUUCAAUAAAGGACUCCCAACUUCACACACAUUCCUCCCACUCUUUCUCUAACCAACUCUGGACUGGCCUCUGCUGAUAGCAGCAUGGUGGGAGAAAAAGUGAGAGGCCGGUAACGGAUACAAUUAUGAAGUUCACCAAUGUGUGAGGAAGUGGAGGGUAACCUAUAAAUAUAUAUAGUACUUUGUUUUGAAAAUAAUUGACAAUGCAGUAAAUUCUCUUUGCUACAUUGUGAUUCAGAGCACUGCAUGUGUGGAAAGCAACAGUGAUUGUAACAUCAAGGGAGAACUGAUUCCUUUAAAAGAUAGGAUGAGAAAUGCCAUUGCUCUGCUAUUGUUGUGCCGGAGAGUUUCAAAUUGUGUAACUACGUAUAUUCAAAUCUGUAAUGAAAGUUUCUGCUUUGGAUUCACAUGCAUAACUGACUAGAGCUUAGUCAUUCAUAUGACUUAAAUUCUCUUUGUGUGUUCUGACUUGCCAGAGGGGUUUAAUGUCUGGACUUUAUCUGCUUUCGAGCAAAUAAUUUCCUCAUGAAUAAUAUCGGCACCUUCCAAUCAACUGGGAUGUGCCGGUCAGACAGCAGAGGAGGAUCCGUCAUUCUUUACAGUCGUGGCUGUGUCUUUGGUUUGCGUGGCGAAAUGUGUAAGCCCUGUGUUUGAGAAAUGGCUCAACUUAACAAUAAAAUUGUCUUUCUACCUCCC